Messenger RNA from Cryptotermes secundus, 1523 nucleotides. RefSeq names its product WD repeat domain-containing protein 83. Gene Ontology annotation, cellular component: catalytic step 2 spliceosome. NCBI's taxonomy places the organism in Eukaryota, Metazoa, Arthropoda, Insecta, Blattodea, Kalotermitidae. The record is from RefSeq and is a predicted model, not a curated record. Gene Ontology annotation, molecular function: protein binding. Bases 241 to 1155 code for a protein of 304 amino acids. Gene Ontology annotation, biological process: mRNA splicing, via spliceosome. The transcript is spliced from 6 exons.
GCUCCAUGGAAUAUACCGGCGUGAAUAUCUGUAUCGUCAGUAUUGCGCAAUAAACUUAGAUCGCAUGAAAAAAACUCUUGUUAGCCUGCGAAAUCUGAAAUUUUCUCUGUCCCGACAAUUCUGGUUUACAUAUUAUCAAUUUAGAAUAUGGUUAGUGAUGAGCAGCAUUCAUUGUUGUGAACUUAAUUAUGUGGCAGUAAACAUAACCUGCUGAACGGUAUUUGGCGAUCGCUGACCAGUAUGGAGAAUGCCGAGUUUAAUUUAAAGUGCUUGAAAACCAUAGAUACCAAGCAAGGCGCUGUAAGGGCAGUAAGAUUUAAUGUUGAUGGUUCGUACUGCUUAACAUGUGGUGCAGACAAGAAGCUGAAACUGUGGAAUCCACAUAAAGCACUUCUGCUAAAGACAUACAGUGGACAUGCAGAUGAAGUGUUGGAUGCAUGCAGUUCAUGUGACAACAGUCAGAUUGUGUCAUGUGGGCAAGACAAGUCAGUGAUACUGUGGGAUGUAAGCUCAGGCACACCACUGCGCAGACUACGUGGACAUGCUGCCCGAGUCACCUGUGUGCGGUAUAAUGAGGAAUCUACAGUAGCUGUGUCAGGCUCGCAGGAUAACUCAAUCAUGUGCUGGGAUGUGCGUAGCCGGAACAUGAAACCCAUCCAGGUGAUGCGAGAAGCAAAGGAUGGUAUCACUUCUCUUGCGGUAACUGAUCAUGAGAUUGUGACAGGAUCAGUAGAUUGCAAGGUGCGCCGUUAUGACAUCAGAGCAAAUAGACUGUUCUCCGACUUCAUAGGAGAUGCAGUGACAUAUGUGAGUUUGACACAUGAUGGACAGUGCCUGGUUGUAAGCAGUGCUGACAACAUGGUGCGCCUGCUGGAUAAAGAAAGUGGAGACUUACUGGCAGAGUAUUCUGGUCACCAUAUGGGUGAUUACUGCAUGGAGAGCUGCGUGGACAACAGAGAUCGCCAUGUUUUAUCUGGCUGCAUAGAUGGAGACAUCUGGUGCUGGGACCUGGUACAGGGGACAGUAACCAGCAGACUCACACAUGAUAGGGGGAGUGUAGUGCACUCACUGAGCUUCCACCCCUCACAACUGUUUCUGUUGUCUGCAUCUCAUGGCAGCAUUAAGUUGUGGGGCGUGCCAGAGGAUGAACUUUAAGUUAGAUAUCUCUGUACACCAAUUCCACAGUACAAAAUGAGAUGUUUGUGUUUUACUCAGGAAAUUAAGACUUUAUUUACCUUGCAGCCCAACCAAGAUAUUUUCAGGUGUGGGAUUGCUGGGAGAUAAUAUGACCUGAUUCAUUCACUUUCACCUAAAAUUCAUACUAAUUAAUAAUGAAUUGACUUACCAGCACCUUCUUGCCUUGUUUGUCAAAUAUUUUUUUGCAUUUAUCAGGAGGAGUCCAAACAUCUCAAAUCUAUGUGUCAUUUCCAAAGGUUGUGAUUUUGUAACAAUACAGUGUAUUAUUAUAUGAGGGGGUACCCAAAAGAAACCGAACUUCUUUUUUUUAACUUAUUUAUUCAAAU